Molecule: messenger RNA, 4308 nt
Organism: Larimichthys crocea (large yellow croaker)
Lineage: Eukaryota; Metazoa; Chordata; Actinopteri; Sciaenidae
Gene: eaf1
Product: ELL associated factor 1
Exons: 6
Coding region: 351-1130 (259 amino acids)
Biological process (GO): transcription elongation by RNA polymerase II
Cellular component (GO): super elongation complex
Molecular function (GO): transcription elongation factor activity
Source: RefSeq, a predicted model, not a curated record
CGGCUCACUAAAAAGAACCGAACUCCCCGUCACUAGUCCGUUGAGCUCCACUUUGUUUCUUUGACGUCGCUCGGUACCUGCUGAAUAACAACAUUAAAUAUCAUCACUUUUAAUCUUAUGAUUUAUUUGUUGCCAGAUUUUUAUAUUUCAUUAUAAAAUCAGAGUCAGCUACGACGUAACGUAACGUGGGAGUGACGUAAGGGAUGUUAUGCUAACGGUUAGCCUGCAGGAGCUAACUUAGUGUCACAGUGACUUGUUGUUGUUUUUUAACCUCCCUGAAACUCACAGAUGAGUUUAUCCUCCGCGGGCUGGUCUACAUCAAUGUGAGUCUGUUCUUUAUGUGCUGAGACAUGAACGGGAGCUCGAACCCGCUGCUGGACAAAGAGGAACACGUCCUGAAGCUCGGAGAGAGCUUCGAGAAGAGGCCGAAGUCCUCGUUCCACACCAUCAGAUAUGACUUCAAACCAGCAUCUAUUGACACGAGCUGUGAGGGAGAGCUGCAAGUUGGGAAAGGAGAUGAAGUUACUAUAACGUUACCUCACAUCCCGGGCUCGACGCCUCCCAUGACGGUGUUCAAAGGAAACAAGCGUCCGUACCAGAAGGACUGCGUGCUCAUCAUCAACCAUGACACCGGGGAGUUCGUACUGGAGAAGCUGAGCAGCAGCAUCCAGGUCAAGAAAACCAGGGCGGAGGGCAGCAGUAAGAUCCAGGCCCGGAUCGAGCAGCAGUCAGUCCGGUCCACCCAGCCCAGCUCUCAGUUCCGGGCUCCCACUAAACCCGGAGCCGGGGUCAAGACCUCCCCAUCUCCUUCUAAGGAUAAUCCCUCCCCAGAACCUCAGCUCGACGACAUCAAGAGAGAGCUGCGAGCCGAGGUGGAGGUGAUCGAGCAGAUGAGCAGCAGCGGCAGCAGCAGCUCCUCCGACUCAGCCAGCGCCUCGGGGAGCGGCGACGACAGCAGCAGCAGUGACGCCGAACACGACGCUCCCCGACCGCUCAGCCAGACCUCCCCAAACCGCCACCCCAUGGCCAACGGAGGAGCCGACCGGCAGCAGGGCAACAACCAGCUCAUGAACACACUACGAAACGACCUGCAGCUCAGCGAAUCGGGCAGCGACAGUGACGACGACUGAACUCCCUGCUGUCUCUCUCUCUCCACACUCCUCCUCCACCUCCUCCACCUUUCUGCCUGGUUCACUUGUUCCUUUGCUGUGAUAGCUGACCCCAGCUGUAUAUCUCGGUUUGACUGUAUUUUUAUUUGAGUAUAUCCUUAAAGCUGGCCAGAGUGUAUUUUUUAUUAGAUGUAUAUUUUGUUUUGUAUAGCAAAACUUUAGGAAAAAGAAACUUUUACUUGAGAGGUUUGGAAGAUUCUAUAUUAGAGUGCACAUACAUAUUUUCUGUACUUAGAGCAGCUAGUUUUAUCUACUUGUAUCAUUUGUUUUUUUGCGUUGAAGAGAUCUCGUUCUCUCGUCUCGUCUUGUGGUCUGUCAGAGAAGGUCGUGGGAAGCCUCUCCGUGUUUUUAUCGGUUCGCUAAGAAUACAAAAGUUUCAGUAUUGCGCAGAUACUCUGCAUGAGCAACGGAUCAGAGACAGAAACGUCAGUUUGGUAAUAACUGAUUAAAGUCAAGCUUGACGAUCUACAUUAAAGGAUGAGGAUGUUCAGUAUUUUUUGUUGUCAACAAAUCCCAUGAAAAGACCAACACAGACCGUCUGUUUGGCUCUGGAUCUGUAGUUACGUUUCCAUCAAACACUUUCAGGAUAGUACACUUUAAACCGAGACCUAACCCCGCGAGGUACAUGGACCUAAAAACUCCGAGAUCUGUUUUGCGUUUCCAAUGCAGACAGUACACAUGUAGGGUGGGUUGUUAGUGUCGGGCUUUGGGGCUGUUAACUCAAAACAGACAAGACUAAAAGACAAGUGCUAAACUUGUCCUCUCCUCCGCCUACAACAAGGACACACAUGGCAGGUUUCAGUCUUUUCCUGGGAUUUGUUGGCAUUAAGAAAAACAGUUGUCUAAUUACACAGGAAUUAAGCUAAAUUCACUUUCAGGUUGCUGUUUUCUAAUGAUUUUACUUCAGGGUUUUGGCAUUACGAGUUCAAGAUAGUUGUUUAGAGAUGAUUAGUGAUUUGGAUUUCUGAAAUCUAGUGUUACAUAGCGUAUUAUGUACAAUUUUAGAGUUUGACGUUGCAGAUGUUUAAAGCUGCAUUUAGUGAUUUUUUUUUUCCACCACUAGGGGACAGUAAAGACACAAAAACAAACUCACAGAAACACUAACCCUGCUGUUAUGGCUCACAACAGUUGAAUGUAAUUGGCUCUGGUUUGGCGUCCACCAACUCCUGAGGAAAACACCUGGCUGUAGGCGCUGAUGAGAGCCAAGAAAAGUAGCCAACAAACAGAGGAGGAAGUCAGCUGUAAUCUGUUACUACAAACUGUGUGUGUAGGUAUCGCCUCCAUUGCUUCCUUCCUUUAUCAUCUUUGCACUGACUCAGUGACAGUAACAUAAUUCGGUCAUUAAUCAGUUAAAUUAAUCAAAGUAGGGUCUGUAUUUGAAGCAUGGAGAUCACAGUGAUUCCAAAAUUUCACAUAUUUUUUUUUCUGGAACCGACAUCUGGACCCAACCUGGAGCUAAACUGUGGAGGAUUAUGUCCAGAGAGAUUUAUCUUCCUAUUAUUUCUUUUCCACAGUUCGUUUCAGGUUUGUUGCGUCAGUUGUGUGUCAGUGUUUUCACACAGAGAGUAUCUUACUCCUGAUCCCAUAUUAUUAUAGGAGCAUUCCAUGCCUUACAGCGGUUCAGUUUGGAAACGAAGGUGAAUGUGUCAUUUUUCUGAAAAUGCCAAAGAGUUGGAACUGCCCCUCAUCCCGUGCGCGCACACACACACACACAUGUCGCUGCGUACAUGUAUUCAUUUUGUUUUUAUCUGACACUGUGUCGUGUCGUUGAAGUUGUUGAUCGUUCCCCCCGUCUGCAGGACUGAAUAUAUUGUGCAGUAUAACGUUAUUAAUGCAACAGCUCACAGUCAGAAACACAGCUGAAGAGUUUCAUUACAAAAUGCCAAGACUUGAUUUCAGUUCGUUUGUUUAUCGCUCAAUAACGAACUGAUAAUUUUACGAAAUGUUGUCCCUUAUUCUCCUGUACGUGUCAGGUCAGGACAAACUAUUGCAACAUUGUAAAACAUGUUAUUCCAACACAACUGCAACCUGUGUGAAAACACCUGCAUGUGUUUGAAACAUACAAAAUAUCACACACGUCAUUGGCAGCUUAAAUCCAAAAACAGCCAUUUCAAUUGGACACCUGCUCCUAUAAACAAAUUCUGGCAAAGAUUAAUUUAAAGUAUGAAACAACAAAAUGUUUUCUGCCUUUCAAAGUUCAUCUACAUUUUAAAUUAUUUAUUUUGGUGGCAUUUUGAAACGAAACCCUUCAGGCACACGUCAGAUUCACUUUGCUGUCAUACGACGUGUAGCUGUUGUUGUUGUUGUUGGUGUUUUAUAUCGCAGCUGUGUUUCUCAAAAGCGUCUUUAGACGAGGUUCGUCUUGUCUUUGCAGAACAGAGCAGAGAUGGUCGUGAGUUAUAAGAUGUAAACGGUUACUGACCUACCACACAGUACUCCUCAGAACCAUAACAGUUUUAAAUAUCCUGAGUUUAUUGAGGAAACUAAGUAUCUGCAAUUAUGGGCGAUUAGUUUUUAGGGAUGCACGAUAUGAAUUUUGCCUCUCAUUAGUGAUAAUUUUACAUUUUAAGAUUUAAAAAAGAAAGUUUCUAACCUAAAGUUUCUGCAGACCUGACGGUAGGAAAUAUUAAGAUGUAGUGAGCACGGGAUAAUUAAAUAUUUUAUAGCUGAUCACUGUUGACAAAAACAAAGAACAGACUCUUCAAAUGUUCAUUUAUUUUCCAUCAGACAACUUCACAAACAUACUUUCAUAAAACAUAAAACCUAUUCAUCAUAAAUUCAAAAUAAAUUAUUCCUGACCGAUAAUUUAUCUGCUACAAUUUUAUCAUCAGAAUAAUAAUCUAAAUUUUCCUUUAUCAACAGAUAAUUGAUCUGUCCUGAUUCAUAUCGUGCAUCCCUAAUUAGCCCGUCACGUGUCGUCCUCCUCGGUUUUUAAGCUUGUGGAUGUAUUGUUGAAUGAAGCAGGUGGAUGCUCAAGUUACAUUUUCCACUUUGGUGUUUUCCCUCUGAAAUCUGUAACACACACUGAAUGGACUUUGUUGUAUUUGGUGCUUUAGUUCUCAUGUUUUUGUUGCUACGUUCAUGUGAAAUAUGUUUGUACAAAUUUGAAGUGUAUUAAAAGGGUGCGGAUGUAUUUAAA